GGCUCCUAUGGGGUAGUGAAGCUGGCCUACAACGAGGAUGAUAACACCUACUAUGCAAUGAAGGUUCUCUCCAAAAAGAAGCUGAUGAGACAGGCGGGCUUCCCCCGCCGCCCACCACCCCGUGGGACCAAAGCUGCCUCCGAGGGCUGCCUGCAGCCCAGGGGGCCCAUCGAACAGGUCUACCAGGAGAUUGCCAUACUGAAGAAGCUGGACCACCCCAACGUGGUGAAGCUGGUGGAGGUCCUGGAUGACCCCAGUGAGGACCACCUGUACAUGGUGUUUGAACUGGUGAAGCAAGGCCCCGUGAUGGAAAUCCCAACCCUGAAACCUCUCAGCGAGGACCAGGCUCGGUUCUACUUCCAGGAUCUGAUCAAGGGUAUUGAAUACUUGCACUAUCAGAAGAUAAUCCACCGGGAUAUUAAACCUUCCAACCUGCUUGUGGGGGAGGAUGGGCACAUCAAGAUCGCCGACUUCGGAGUGAGCAACGAGUUCAAGGGAGCUGAUGCCCUCCUGACCAACACCGUGGGCACCCCUGCCUUCAUGGCCCCCGAGACGCUCUCAGAAACCAGGAAAAUCUUCUCUGGAAAGGCUUUGGAUGUCUGGGCCAUGGGGAUCACUCUGUACUGCUUCGUGUUUGGGCAGUGCCCUUUUAUGGAUGAAAGGAUCCUGAGUUUACACAAUAAAAUCAAGACCCAAGCACUGGAGUUCCCAGACCAGCCAGAAGUUACUGACUUCUUGAAGGAUUUAAUUACACGAAUGCUGGAUAAAAAUCCCGAAUCUAGGAUUUCGGUCCCUGAAAUCAAGUUGCACCCUUGGGUCACCAAGAACGGAGUGGAGCUGCUGCCCACGGAGGAUGAGAACUGCACCCUCGUGGAGGUGACAGAGGAGGAGGUGGAGAAUUCGGUCAAGCACAUCCCCAGCCUGGCCACCGUGAUCUUGGUUAAAACGAUGAUCCGGAAGCGCUCCUUUGGGAACCCCUUCGAGGGGAGCAGGAGGGAGGAGCGGUCACUCUCUGCCCCUGGGAACCUGCUGCCGAAACAAGGCAGUGAAGAGAACCUGAAGUGCAACGACUUGCCCAACGUGGGAGAGGAGGAACCUCUUUCAUGA
This is a messenger RNA of Merops nubicus (carmine bee-eater), 1107 nucleotides long. It is a transcript of the gene CAMKK2, whose product is annotated as calcium/calmodulin-dependent protein kinase kinase 2, beta. Gene Ontology annotation, biological process: protein phosphorylation; CAMKK-AMPK signaling cascade; activation of protein kinase activity. Gene Ontology annotation, molecular function: ATP binding; protein kinase activity. Lineage: Eukaryota; Metazoa; Chordata; Aves; Coraciiformes; Meropidae. The record is from RefSeq and is a predicted model, not a curated record. The annotation marks the transcript as partial. The transcript is spliced from 13 exons.